Molecule: messenger RNA, 3768 nt
Organism: Naegleria gruberi
Lineage: Eukaryota; Heterolobosea; Eutetramitea; Acrasida; Naegleriidae
Exons: 2
Coding region: 1-3768 (1255 amino acids)
Source: RefSeq, a predicted model, not a curated record
AUGAAUCAACAUUCACGUUCAACAAGAUCAUCAUCCACUCCAACCCAUAGCAAUACCACCACAAGACAACCACAACAACAACAGCAACAACAAUCAAUUUUGCCACAAUAUAAAGAUGUAAUAGACAAGGUCAAUGAGCCACUCUCACUCAUCUACUUUGAAUCGUCAUCAGACGCAAAGGCUGCUAAAAGAACAUUAAAUUGGGGACUUUACUUUUACGAGCAUGGUGAAUAUAUUAAAUCGAGAGAGGCUCUAAUUAAAUGUGGAGAAGUUAUUUCGAAAAUCAAUUCUAAACUUUCUACCAUUAAUAAUAAUAAUGGCUCGACAAUUUCAUUAUCAUCAACAACAUCUCAGGGAAAUACAGAAUUAGUACAAGUUGGAAAGGAUUUACUUUAUCGAAUUAUUCUACUUGUGGAAUGUUUGGAUAAGAUUAUGAAAGCAAAACAUCAACAAUCCAUUGUAAAGAACCAAGCAACCAAUUCACCACCUAAAACAACAUCAAAACCAAAUUCAACACCAACAAACAGUUCUUCUUCUAGUAGUAGCAGCACUCAGGGAACACUUUCUAGAAUAUCGAGUGGCAUAUUUUCAACAAUCACGAGUAACUUUACAUCUAUCAAGAGUAAUCUUCAGAAGGAGGGUUCCUCUUUGAAUAAUACUAAUGGUAAUAAUGGUAGUAACUCGAAACUGAUUCAAUUAUUCAACAAUGUUGGAAAUGUACUGAAAAAACCAAAGGAAGAGGUUGCAAUACCCAAUCUAGCAGACUCUUAUGUACAGGAUCAAUAUGUGUUUGUGGAAUUUAUAGAUGAGAAGAAACCUAAUGAGCAACAACAACAUGUACACAGCAAUUUAACUAAUUCUCCGAACGAUGGAAACAUCCCUCCUCUACAACAGGUCAGCUCCUCUAGGGAUUCUCUCUCUAAAUUACAAAAACGUUUGCAAACUGUAAUGAAAGGCUCCUCAACAACAACGAAUACAUCUUUACAACAUCAACAACCACAACAGCAACAACAGGUAAAUUUGACAGGUAGUGGUUCCUCCUUGUCAGCUUCCUCUCUUCCAGGUCCAAUCAGAUUAUCCCUUGAUGCCUUGCAAACAUCAGCGUCUGCAACAUCACCAAAUGGAGAAGUGAAAAGAGGUCCACAAACAUCCAGACUCAAAUCUUUUAUUCAAUACAUGGAAGAGAGGAGUGGAACAUGGAGUCCUGAAACAAUUUCUGAGGAAGAGGUUAGGGAGAUGGUGAGAGUACUCAAUGAAAAUUUAAAGAUUUUGAGUACCUCAUCAAAUUACAAAACAAUGGGAAUUCUGGCACAAAUGUACGAUCAAAUACGUCCCUAUAAGAAGCAAGUUCUGAAAGAGCUCUCCAGUCAAUCAACCAAAGACAAGAGCAAGAAGAUUUUAAUGUUAAAGAAAAUUAUUAGUAUUGCAUUUUCAACCAAAAUGGUAAAUCACUAUAUUUCAAAAGAGGAAAAUUAUACAACACUUCAGGAAAAUUUCCUUCAAUAUUUCGAGUUGGAUCUCUUUACAUUGCAUUUGCUGAAUAUUUAUGCAGCAGCUGAAAACUUUGAUCACACAAACUUUUGCCUUUCACAUCUAGUUGCUAACAUUGAGCUAUUUUCACAAGCAAUUAAUGAUGUUAAUCAAUACCAAGUUGAGAAGAGACAAAUUUACAAACAAGUGGAUGAAUUAAUUUUUGGCCACCUCAGAAAUAGAAUAAUCGAGUUGAAGUGGUGUUUUGGAGUUGACACGUUUGCAUACGUGACUAAUGAUUUCGACAGUGACGCUCUCGAGUCACUAGAAUUACUACUCAAGUGUCUUGAUGGUUGGCUUAAAAUCAAAACACAAAUGGGUGACUAUAGUGUAAAUAAUAGACCAACAAUAGCAGCCAUUUUAACAGAAUGUUUGGCUCAUUUUGUAAGAAAAUUGUACAUUCUCAACAGAGAAAUGAUAUCAAAUAAUUUGAAACAAUCUCCUCAUUUGAGAGGUUUCUUUUUGGAAGCAUCUUUUGACAUGAAUCUCUCAACAUUUGUUGUAGAUGAGACGAAACAAUUGUGUUCUAGGUUUGCUUCCUACUUUGACAAGUAUUUUGAAAAUACUGCUCAAUUUAAAGAUAUUGUAGCAGUCGAGUUUUCUAAACAUUUAUCAGUGGAAGUUAAGGCAUUCUGUCAGGAAGCUCUCAAAUAUCAACAGGCAUGUAUGGAACAAGCAAAGAAAAAUAAGUUUUUGAGAGUUUACUUUAACGACUUGAAUUUGGGUGUUCUGAAUAAGUUGGUGUCCCACUUUGUGACCAAGUACAGAAUUCUUCAAGAACUGUCGCCAUGUGUAAAAGAUUUUGAAAUUGAAUCUUUCUAUGAAAUUGUGAGUAUGUGCAUUACAGUUGCUACUCCAAACAGACUGAAAGAUUUUUACUCAAAGGUCAUGAGUAUGGACACACUAGAUAAACCAAUCGACAAGACAGUCCUUUAUACAUUCUCCUGUAUAGAUAUGGCUAAUGCAAGUCUCAAACCAAUUCACAUGAUUUACAAUUUGGACACUCUUAUUAGAAAUGGAAAUGACAAGUAUUUGAGUUUUUUAACUCUGCAUUUUGAAGCUAUUAGACCAACCAUUUCCGAAUAUUUACAAUUAAUGCUCAAUAGAUGUAAAUAUGAAUUAUCCAAAGUGCAGGGAAAUGUCCAUGACAGAAUACGUUUAGCAUGUAUUGCCUUCAACAAUGUCAAUGGACUUUUCAUGUAUGCCAAAGAUAUCCUGCAACAAUUUAACAGUUCAGUAUGUGAUCAACUGUUGGAAGACUAUGACAGAAAGGUUAAUCCAGAGGAAGAAUCUGAUCAGUUCAACAUUAAUAUACUCCAAGAAAAGUUGAUUCAAGUUUAUGAUUUUCCAAGCGUAAAAUCCAUCACAAAUGAGAUAAGAAUGGUCACUACAGAUAUGGCCUUCUUUAUUGCUGACUGGUUGUAUAAUAUGAAUGAACAGAGAUUUGAGGCAAUUUUUAACAUUGCAUCCAAUGGUUCACCUCAAGAAAAAUUGUUCAUUUUCCUGUCCUCUUUGGAUAGGUUUUUUAUGCAUUUGUCAGACAAUCUCUACUUGGAAUUGUUACACGAGGUUCUACGACACUUAUAUGUAAUCUAUGUACAAAAAUUAGUAAGAAACAAACUCUUAGGAUACAAGCAAAAGAGUCCACUGAACGCCUCUGAAUUACUUUCUCCUAUUACUGGUAUGGAUGGUGCAACACCAUUCUCUCCAAAUACAUCACCAGUUCCAUCACAUUUUCCUACCUUUGAAUCAUCCCAGAAAGUAACUGUUCAAUUAUGUUUGGAUGGACUCAAGGAUUUAUUCAAUGCUUCAGGAGAAGGUUUGGAUUCAAAAUUCCUCGAUCAACAAUCACGAGAAUUGGACAUUUUAAUAUUGAUCUAUAAUGACGAAACAGAUAUUUUGAUUAAUUUAUAUGAGAAUCUUAUUGGAGAAAGAGUUGAUGAUAAGUAUUUAACAAGUCUCUAUCAACGAUUGGCACCUCAAUCACCAAAUUUGAACAUGCCAUCGUCUGUCUCAAUGCCAUCAUUGGAUGAUAGUGAUUCUAUUUCCAUAGCAAGUAGCAGCAGCUCUACAGAUUCAUUCAUCCUGCUUUCACUCCAAGAGGCCAUCAGUAGUAAGAGAAAGAAUUCUGAUUUCCUUUCUCCAGAACUUAUUCUCCUCCUACUCAAUCAGAGGAAGAAAGAUAGAACAGCUAGAUCAUAUGCAAGAAGGAGACUGAAAGAAUUGAAAGAAAAAUAA